AUGUGGACUCACAGGAACAACACAUUCUUCCCACUAUUCCUCACCGACUCUGCCCACGCCAAGAGACAACUGUAUCUCGGCCAUCACACAAACUCCCCAGUACUCUCUCCCUCCAAGAAAUUGCCCCAAGCCGUAUUUCUUUCUGCUUUCUGGAAGUCUCGCAUGUUGUUGGCACGAGCCACAGCACCACAAAGCCCGGCUCUGAUCCCCGCUUUACGGAAGACGACCCUUUACUUAUUAUUACUCAGUCAUGCCUUGCAUGCUUCCUUCGCCCUCAAAUCUCGCUCGCCGAUAGUCCAACUUCUUCAACAUGCGCGACUAGAACAGGAAACGGUGCAUUUUGGCCCAGCCAGCAUGCCUAUCUUCCAAGACGACGACGAUACGUUGGUCCCAGAGAAGGGACCACCCUCUGAGCAACCAACAAAUCCCAGGUCGAGGUCGACAACACCCCCCGAGAGCGUUUCUAUGCGAAGGAAAUCGUCUGAGGAGAGCAUAAGAACAGAAUUGUGCGAGGGUCCAGUUCUGGAAAGCUUGGAGGAUCUUUCGAGCUAUUCGCCAGAAGGGCUGAACAGCUGUUUUGCCUCGCCACUCCAUAGGACAUCAGACCGGCUACAGUACAUUGAACGCCUGAAGAGGGGUGAUAGUCCUAGUUGGUUGCCAAAUCAAAAUCUUGAGUCAUUACUCGAUAAUAAUGAAGCAGCUGGCAGCACCCAACACACAAACAGAUCUACCACAUCCUAUUUGCUAGCUUCUCCCAAGUUUUCUGAUUCCAGACCUACCGCCGGGGAUGAAGGCGCUCAAACGCAGCUAGGAUUGCAGAUUGAGAGACCGAGAUCUGCCCUACAUAGUGGUGAUUUCACAGAGCGGACACAUCAAAGCACGAAUUCUGCUGGAACCUCCCAAUCAAAAAACUCGAAACUCUCUGCAGGGGAAAGUCCAUGGCUGGCCAGUUCUCCCCCGAGGAAUUUCUCUCCACUCCAACUAGACUCUCGGUUUCCACCUAUAGACCAUUUUCACAAGGCUGGUCCACGUCGCUCCCGAGCCCCUUCACUCUCGUCGUCAUACUCAAAUAGCUUCGCUUUAAAGCCACCUACAAGCCCUUUGGUCCAGUCAGAAAGUAAUGACGAUAUUUCAUAUGUGAAUCCAAUUGAUAUCAGUCCAGAUUACCAGCGAAUUUCGAGACGACACACUUUCCAGUACUCAAAUUCGAUCUCGUCGAGCUCAAGCUUCACACGCCCCUUGCCAUCCCUACGAAGAGAUUCCACUCACCCCUACCAAGCUCACCAGCCAAGGCGGUCUCUCACCUCAAAUCCGACAUCAUUUAAUUCACCGUCCCAAACACCAGACUUUCAACGUACUAGGCGCCCCUCAUACACCUCCGAAAAUUCGCCAUUGCACGCAUCUAUGGUGGGUUCUUACGAAGAGAGUAUUUUGCGUGGACGCAUGUCAACGACUCCAUCCAAGCCCUUGGACUUCGUAGCUCAGAUUGGUGUGUUGGGUCUUGGUAAAUGUAAAUCGAAUCUUCGAUGCCCCGCCCAUGUGACGCUUCCGUUCCCGGCAGUUUUCUACAGUUAUGAAACGACAAGCCACGGCCGUGUUGGCAAAUCAGAGGAUGGUCCCAGCCCCUAUGUUGGUCAGAUUGAUCUAGAAAAUGGUCUUCCAAAUACCAACGAAUCAAAAUCGCAUAAGCGAAAACGAACAAACAACAGCAGAACUAUUGGGCGUUCUGCGGAGUCUGCUACCAUUCAGAUACCAAAUUCAAGUCAUCUUAACGAAUCAGGCACGGGAAAGCUCAAGCGGAGAUCUCUGUCGCCCAGAGCGCCCCCAGGUGGCAGCUAUCGAAUUCCCGAAAAGGGGCAGCUUCAAAUCAUAAUCAAGAACCCGAAUAAAACAGCUGUAAAAUUGUUCUUGAUUCCAUACGAUCUUGCCGGAAUGGAACCAGGAACGAAGACAUUCAUUCGCCAACGGAGCUACUCGGCUGGCGAUUCUCUGUUACCUGCAUCCUCGAGUACAGCUACAAACUCCAUGGACCGGCAAACCCUUCGAUACCUUGCUCACCUGCAUAUUUGUUCACCUUCACGUGGUCGAUUCUACCUGUAUAAAAGCAUCCGGGUUGUUUUUGCGAAUCGAGUGCCUGACGGCAAAGAAAAGCUGCGAAAUGAGGUCAGUUUACCUGAACCGCGAUACACAGUAUAUAAACCUGGGCGAGAUUUAAACAUCGCCCAUUCAAUUACAAGCUUAGCGGGGGCGGGUAUUGCUGCAGACAAAGCUUUUAGGAGACGAAGCUCUGGUUUUGCGUUGGGAAUACCCGGCCGGCCGUAUGAUACAAUGGAAGGCAUAACACAAGCGCUUCAAAGAGGAUUCAGCAGCUCUGCUGCUUAUUCUCAAGAUCGUGACAACAGUUACGUCUUGCCCGUCGAACCAAUUCCAUUUAGUCUAGACACGAAUACCACCGUGCCAGGUGGCGGUGGUCACCAGCAAUUAUCUGACAUUCAGUCACCCACGUCUAGCAAGAGCAGUCGCCCAGCAACAUCGCAGGGAGGACAUCCAAUGUCAUGGGCUAGUAGUCCCGUAGACAUUGAUGACUAUGGAAAGCUCAGUAAAGGAGAUGCUGGAUAUGGCGGGAAUCUUUUCUCCAGCUCUCCCGAUGGAACGCAACAGAUUGCAGAAGGUCUUCUUGCAAAGAAAUUGCGAGAUCUGGGAGUUAGAAGACAAAGCCCGCAAGAUACUGAAGAUAAUACUUAG
Messenger RNA from Glarea lozoyensis ATCC 20868, 2745 nucleotides. RefSeq lists its product as uncharacterized. The transcript has 2 exons. The record is from RefSeq and is a predicted model, not a curated record. The coding region runs from base 1 to 2745 and encodes 914 amino acids. Lineage: Eukaryota; Fungi; Ascomycota; Leotiomycetes; Helotiales; Helotiaceae.